Molecule: messenger RNA, 1664 nt
Organism: Lycium barbarum (goji berry)
Lineage: Eukaryota; Viridiplantae; Streptophyta; Magnoliopsida; Solanales; Solanaceae
Product: transcription factor MYB16-like
Exons: 3
Coding region: 170-1417 (415 amino acids)
Source: RefSeq, a predicted model, not a curated record
CUCAUUUAUUACAUUAUUUCAGUGCUAGUAAUACUAUCAACUAUUAUUACUGUCCAAGGUCCAUUUAUCUCCAUUAGUUGAAGCACCAUCAUUUUACAUAUAAUAUAAAGUACCACAAGUGCUACAAAUUACUCUCCAUCUUGUUCAUUAUUUCUUCUCCAUUUCUUCAAUGGGUCGAUCUCCAUGCUGUGAUAAAAUUGGGCUGAAAAAAGGACCUUGGACACCUGAAGAAGAUCAAAAACUCUUAGCAUAUAUCGAAGAGCAUGGCCAUGGUAGCUGGCGCGCAUUACCUGCCAAAGCUGGCCUUCAAAGAUGUGGAAAGAGUUGCAGGCUCAGGUGGACUAAUUACCUAAGGCCUGAUAUCAAGAGAGGGAAAUUCACUUUACAAGAAGAACAAACCAUCAUUCAACUUCAUGCUCUCUUAGGGAAUAGGUGGUCGGCCAUAGCCACUCAUUUACCCAAACGAACAGAUAACGAGAUCAAGAAUUAUUGGAACACGCAUCUUAAGAAACGGCUAGUGAAAAUGGGCAUUGACCCGGUGACCCACAAGCCCAAGAACGAUGCCCUCUUGUCCAAUGACGGUCAGUCCAAAAAUGCUGCUAAUCUUAGCCACAUGGCACAAUGGGAAAGUGCCCGCCUCGAAGCUGAAGCAAGACUCGCUAGACAAUCAAAACUCCGGUCCAAUAGUUUCCAAAAUUCAAUCACUUCUCAAGAAUUUACUGCCCCUUCACCUUCUAGUCCACUCAGCAAACCCGUUGUGGGCCCCCCGCGAUGUCUCGACGUGCUGAAAGCCUGGAACGGUGUUUGGACCAAACCAAUGAAUGAAGUUCCUGUCUCGAGUGCUAGUGCUAAUAUUUCAGUCGCUGGACUCGCUAGGGAUUUGGAAUCACCUACUUCUACACUAGGCUAUUUUGAAAAUGCGCAACAUAUUGCCACGUCAGGGAUUGGAGGAAAUUCUACAGUUUUGUAUGAAUUUGUUGGCAAUUCAUCAGGGUCAAGUGAAGGUCCAAUAAUGAAUAAUGAAGAAAGUGAAGAAGAUUGGAAGGGAUUUGGUAACUCAUCAACUGGACAUUUACCUGAAUAUAAUAAAGAUGGGAUUAAUGAAAAUUCAAUUUCAUUUACAUCAGGACUACAAGAUAUGACUCUGCCAAUGGACAAUACAUGGACAGCAGAGUCACUAAGGUCAAACACAGAGCAAAUUUCCCCUGGAAAUUUUGUGGAAACAUUUACUGAUCUAUUGCUUAGCAAUUCGGGCGACGGGGAUUUAUCCGAAGGCGGUGGCACGGAAUCCGAUAACGGUGGGGAAGGUGGUGGCAGUGGAAAUGCUAGUGAGCACUGUGAAGAUAACAAGAAUUAUUGGAAUAGUAUUUUUAACUUAGUGAAUAAUUCCUCCCCCUCAGAUUCGGCUAUGUUCUAGUUAGUUUUUUUUUUUUUUUUUUUUAAAUAGUGGAUUUGAGCUAAUAAUUCCUUAAUGUUCAUGUGUGUGUUACAGCAAAUGACUAAUGUGGUGUGAAAUUUACAGGUGAGUAGAAAAAACACAAUGUGUAGAUUUUAGGGAGACUAUUCCUUUUCUUUGAUCUCAUGUUCACUGUCUUAUCUUCAUAGCUAAUUAAGUGUGCUGGCUCAAUCAAUUCAACACCCAACUGAUCCAUUUUCUCUUUCCA